This is a messenger RNA of Phasianus colchicus (ring-necked pheasant), 2629 nucleotides long. NCBI's taxonomy places the organism in Eukaryota, Metazoa, Chordata, Aves, Galliformes, Phasianidae. The record is from RefSeq and is a predicted model, not a curated record.
AUGGCGAGCCCGGCCCGCGGCACGGCGCAUGGCGGCCCGGUCCUCCUCCGCCGCCCCCGCGCAGGGUCGCUCCGCCGCCGCCGCCCCGCUUCGCAGCACCUGGCCCGGCCCGGCCCGCCCCGCGCCGCCGCCGCCGCCGCCGCUCCUCGCCCCGCGGCCGCCGUGCCCGCCCGGGCGCCCAGUGCGCAGGCUCGGCGCUGCCCGAGCGGGCGGGCCGCCCCGCCGGGAGGGGGCUGGGGCCGGGGCCGGGCCGGGGCGGGGGCGCGGCGGCGGAGGGGCGGGAGCGGCUUCCCCCUGCGGCAGCCCCGGGCCGGGCUCGGGGUGCCGGGCUCGGGCGGACCGCCGGCACGGCGAAGGCGGACCGCGUGUGCGUGCGCCGAUGCGCGGCUGUGCGGAGCCGGGCGUGAGUGGCACGGGCAGCGCCGAGCGCGGAGCCGUCGCCGCGGACACGUGAGCCCCUCCCGCGGCGCGCAGCAUUACAUCAGCCGCCCGCCCCGCACCUCUCGCCCUCGGGUGCUUCGCGCAGCCUCCCAUCCUCCCGCACCCGGCGGUGUUUGUAAACAGCGCUCGGAGACGCACGCCGUUAGCGCGCACGCAGACCUCGCUGCUUCCCAAAGAAGCCGUCGCCGAGACGGAGGGGCCGACCCUCGCCCCGGCCUGCUCGCGUCCCGCAGUGCCCGCAGCUCUCGCGAACGGCAAAAGCCGCUCCGCUGCACCUCCGCUGCUCCUCUGUUCCCAAUCCCUCCAAUUCCAGUAGCGUUCGAGCACGAACUCGCCAUUUUCCAUCUGAUUCAUACCAGUGCCAAACAAUCACAAAACCUCCCAAAUGGCCCUAGACGUGCCUCUCUCUUUCCCCCAAUGUUCUCAUGGAACCCGAGCCCCGACAGCAGCAGUCUUUCAUCUUUAGGGGUGCAGACCGCAUCCCUGUGCCCUCCUGCGGCACAGGGCACCCCGCCCGGUCUCCCCGGUCAGUGCUGAGCCAGGCACAGCGGGACCCUUCUUAGCCUGGGCAGAGGGAUGGGUACCCCAGCACCUUCCUACACUGUACCUGAGGAUAAGCGUGUGCCUUCCCUGCCUGCAGUGAUCCCUGAAAAUGUGGGCCUUACACACUACUGAUAAAGUAAAUGCACACAGUGUAGCUAAAUGAAGGAGAUGAGCAUUUAUAAAUGACUGUCACCAAACAAAACAAGAAUUUUUUGAAAUUAAAUCUUCCCUUACAUCUCUGCUGCCCUGAAGUCAAAACAUUAAUGGAUGUGGCAGUGAUGGGGAUUUUCUUCUCCUCAUAAAACCUCUAGUCAGAAUCACAAAAAUGUUCUCUCUUCUUCCUGCUUCUUACUAAAAACUUUUCUUUUUUUUACUUUGAUUGGAUAUUUCUGAAGAAUAUCCAAGAAGUGAGUAUAAAUAGAAGUAAAAAUUGUAAUCAGAAGUAAACAGAAAGGCUAGCAACUUCAGUAUACUUUUUGAUCAACACACACGCAACCUUGUACAAUAUGACCAAGCUGAUCCUGGUAGUAUUUCCUAGUUUUUUUGUCAGCUGCUUCUGCUGAGAUCUGUGGUUUGACCCUUUGAGAUCUGACACACAACUUACCCCGCUUGGAUACCAGGCCUAAAAAGGUUCUCCCUCAUUGAAACUGAUGGGCCUGCAUAUCACAGUAAGGUUCAACAGAUGUGCAUCAUGUUUGAAGGACCACAGACUAUUACAGUAUAUUGGAAAAAUAUAUGUAAUUUUAGCAUUGCUUUCAGUCAAAACCAGCAGUUGGAAGACAAAUUUAUUAUUUAGUUCCUUGUUAAUUUAGUUCCCAGCAAUGUCAAAUUGUAGUCAUACUUAUUUAUAGCUGUAUCGGCAUCAUAUGACCAAAAAAGAAAUUAGUCACAUCUGUUCUGCAAAACCUGCUGCACCGGGCACACGCUGGCACCCUCACACCACCACUGCCACCCUGCAACCACACCUGGUGCUUUAGGGCAGAAUGGGAUUAAAUUGGCACCCAGAUGAGUUAAGUGGGACAGAAUCCCAGAUUGCACUAUUGUGGUGGAAGUGGACUCCAGGCCUCAAACCUGUGUGUGCACUCCCAUAUCUCACCACCAAUUUACCUUUUUUUACAAUUUUUUUUUUCCUUUGCUCUUUUGGUGUGAAGCCUUUCAACUGCAAGUCUGUUUCUGUUGCUGGGUCACUAGCUGUGAUGGGAACAUACAGAGGCCCAAAAUAAAAUUGGGGUCUCCUAAUGACUGAUUUGGCUAAUAGGUGUCAUUGCUGCAAAAGUUUUGAAGAGCAAAAUCCAGAGAGGUCUGUUAUGGAAUCGAAUAGGAACAUCACAAAAGGCCGCAGUCUGCUCUCCAAAAGCCUUUUUCAUGUUAGAAAUAACUCCAGUGUUUUUCUCACAUUCCCAUUCUCACAAUGUGUCCAAGCACAAGGUUUGGCCCAGGCUUUUUGUAUAGCUGCACUGACUCCGAGUGAGGGCUCUUCCCCUUUACGUAUGUUAGGCCAAUACACGGAAGCCAGCUUAGCUGACUCUUACACAACCAGUGGAACUAGCUUUGAAUUUCGUAUGGUCUCUGCAAAAUGCAUGAAAGAAAAAAUGGCAGCUCCUUAUAUGCAGUUUGCAUGAUUAUAUAUAACUAAAAAAAAAAA